UUAUAUAAGCAAACCUUUGGAGUAAGAUAAAGGUGAAAUUUGAUAAGGCUUGAUAAGUCAACAAGCCUUAAAAACCGUGGAAGUACUUAUGAUUUCAGUUAGUCUUUAAUUUAGUGUCAAUCGAAUCGGUUCGCUGUUAUCGCGAUGUGGCAAAAGACAAUAUUUCUCCUAAUUUCACUGCAAGUCGCGUUGAUCUCAUCGCAGGAAAGGAUCAGCUGCAACUAUGUACAAGCAUCACCAAUGUAUCCUUAUACAUGUCACCUGACAAUCAAUAAUCCAAAUGGACUUGACGAUUUUACCGAAAUUGCUGGAUUCCAUAUUGCAAAUAGAGGAAAUGCUGAUGUAACAUUUUUGUCAGCAACUUUCCAGAACACUAGAAAUAUUCCAUCAAUUAUUUGCCGUCAAUUCCCAAAUCUUCGUGAGUUGUACAUGACAGCAAGUAAUAUUGAAAAUAUCGGUGAAAGUUCAUUCGCGGGAUGUGACAAUCUUAAUCAAGUUACAUUGGUCAUGAACCGAAUCAAUGCUAUUCCUGACAAUACAUUCAGAAGCAAUAUCCACUUAACAAUCCUCAAUAUGGCCCAAAACGGCAUCAGAGUCCUUGGACCAAAUGCAUUCGCAGGAACACGUCUUACUACAAUUGAUCUCUCAUUCAAUGAGAUUAAUAUGUUUAGUUCAGCAACAUUUGCAGCUGUUGGUCAAACAUUGACAUCACUUCUCUUGAUAGCAAACAGCAUCACAUCACUUCCAAAUGGAGCAUUCGCUGGAUUGAGAAAUCUUCAAAACCUUCACUUGUCUGGAAACAUUUUCACAAACAUUCCAAAUAAUAUCUUCCGAGAACUUGACAAUUUAAUGCUACUUCACGUUAUCAAUUGUGGAUUAAGUCAGCCAAAUGUCGAUUGGUUUACUGAUAUGAGAGCAUUGAAGGAAAUUCAUAUGGAAUCAAAUGGAAUUGCAAGUCUUCCAGACGGACUCUUUGCAAGAUCAAGAAGAUUGACAAAUGUUUAUUUAGCUGGAAAUAACCUUACACAAAUUACAGGAGCUCCAUUUGGAACAAGCUUGCCAGCACUUGAAAUUCUCAGCGUUUCUGAUAAUGCAAUUCAUGGAGUUGAUAGCCGAUUCUUUGAUGUAGCUGAAAACUUGAACAGCUUAUACCUUAGUGGAAAUACCUGCUCAAAUGAAAACUUCCAAAUGACAUUCGAUGGACGUGAUGGAGUUCGUACGAGACUUGAAAGAUGCUUUAGAGGAUUUGGACCUGAAGUUAUUGAAUGCCGUUAUGAAUUAUCAGGAGAUCUUUAUGCCUGUCACAUGAAUAUCCGUAAUCCAGUUGGUAAUGAAUUUAACAGCAUUGGUGGUACACAUGUUGGUGGACAAGGCAAUAACAAUGUACAAACAGUUGACAUCAUCGGAGGAAAUACCAGAAAUGUCCCACAAAUUAUUUGCCAGCAAUUCCCUCAAGUUUCAGCUAUGUUGAUUUUUGACGACUUUGUUGAUAUCAUUAAUCCUCAAGCAUUUAGCACAUGUCGCAAUUUAAGACAAUUACAUUUGGGUCUUAAUACGAUAAUGGAGGUUCCUGAUAACACAUUUAGCAACAGUCCAUUAUUAGAAGAACUUUAUCUUGGUUCAAAUUUCAUCGUUAGUAUUGCACCAAAUGCAUUUGCUGGAACCGUCCUUAACUUCUUGGAUCUUUCAUAUAAUCAAUUAGGAGCAUUAAAUGCUGCAUGGUUUGCACCUGUUUCAUCCACAUUGAGAGUUUUAGAUUUAAUUAACAGUCGUAUAUCUAGCAUCCCAAGUGAUACCUUUGUCGGUUUAACCGGACUUCAAGAUUUGUUCCUCAAUUCAAAUAGAUUGACUGGAUUGAACCCUGAUGCAUUCGUGCCAUUAGUAAAUCUCCGAGAUUUGAGCUUAUCAUACUGCGAUCUAAUGGAACUUAACCCACAAUGGUUCAGAACUCUCACUAAUCUCACAAUCCUAUCCAUUAAUAGAAAUGGAAUCACUGAACUUCCAGAAAAUAUCUUCAAUGCAUUAACGAGACUUGAUCAACUCUUCUUCUAUGAGAACCAAAUCGUCAAUAUCCGUGCUGAAUCUUUCGGAGCAUCACUUCCAAGCAUUGGACUCUUGUAUGGACCACAGAACUUAAUCAACUCAUUCGAUCCUGAAAUGUUGGACCGUGGAACUAGUUUGGAUAUUCUUAAUUUUGCCAAUAACUUGUGCGCAAACUUCAACCAACAAGGAGUUCGUGGUGAUUUGGACUUGGCUAGACAAAAUUUGGCAGAAUGUACUACAAACUAUGCAGCACCAUUAACAGCGUCAUGUGAAUAUGACAGAAUGAUUACAGGAAGAAUCUAUUGGUGCCGUAUGACAUUGUCGAAUCCAUUAGGACGUAAUGACAUCACCACUAUUGAGGGUGAUCAUCUUCCAGCAUCUAAUGAUGAUCAAGUAGCACUCGUUGAAAUUUCCGGACAAAAUACAAGAAUCAUUCCAUCAGUUAUGUGCCGUCAAUUCCGUAGCAUGCAAAUUUUAGAGAUUAUCGACAGUAACUUGCAUGAAAUCAACGAAGAUGGAUUCCAAGGAUGUGGAUUCCUUCGCGAAUUGACAAUCAUGAACAACAGAAUCAGAUCUAUUCCAGCACGAGCUUUUGUUGCUGCAACAAAUCUUCAAGUUCUUGUCUUAGCUAGCAAUGGAAUUGAAGACAUUUCACCUUAUGCAUUUGCACAAACAAAUAUUCAGGUUCUUGACUUGACACAUAAUAACAUUGGACGAUUUGAUCCAUUCACAUACACACCAAUUGCUGGAUCUUUGAGAAUUUUGAGAUUGACUGACAACAACAUCCGAGCAAUUCCAGAAAAUGCUUUCGACAGACUCUCAAACUUAGUUGAUCUUGAAUUGAAUGGAAAUCAAAUUCCAUCAAUUCCUCACAAUGCAUUCUUUGGUGCUGUUAAUCUUCAAAUCCUUCAAAUUGCCAACUGCCGUCUUGAGAGACUUGAACCAGCUACAUUCUCUAGAUUGACUUUCUUGCGUGAUCUUGAACUGGCAUUGAAUCAAAUUGACUUAUUGCCUGAUGACAUCUUUGACCUUCCAAAUCUUGAGACUCUUGGACUUGAUGGAAACAACUUGAGAACCCUUGAUGCUAAUGCUUUUGGACGUUCCAUUAAUUCACUUAUGAGCAUCGAUGCAUCCCUUAAUAGAAUCACAGCUUUCGAUCCAGAAAUGAUCAGAGUAAAUGCUUCAAUCAAUUCAAUUAAUUUGUCAUUCAAUCAAUGCACAGAUUUAAGUUUCACUGACAUCCCCUUGUUCCGUGAUGAAGUUUUAGAGCGAUUGUCUGGUUGCAUUGGUACCUUUGAAGAAACUCAACUUACAUGUAGCUAUGCAUUAGAAAGUGGAACCAUGUACAUCUGUGAAUUAGCUAUUAACAAUCCAAAUGAUCGAUUGAGAUUUACUGAUAUUGCUGGUGCUCAUAUGGAAGGAAGAAACGACAAUAGUGUAAGAUUCUUGACUGCUCUUGAACAAAACACAAGAUCAAUCCCAGCCCUUCUCUGUCAACGAUUCCGAAACAUUGAAUCAUUGGUAUUUGCUGACAGUCGAGUUGAAGCUAUUGCUGUAGAAGCAUUCCAAAAUUGCAACAACUUAUUCUCACUCAACUUAGCUGGAAAUAAUAUUAUGUUGAUUCCUGAUAAUUUGUUCAGAGGAAAUCCAAAUCUUAACAUUUUGAACUUGGCGAACAAUCGAAUUGAAAGAUUAUUCCCUGGACUCUUCCAAGGAACUAGAAUCGCUGCAUUGGACAUCGAACUUAACAACUUUAGAACAUUCGAUCCAGCAUGGCUUGCUCCAGUUGCAGGAAACCUCAUGUGGUUGUAUCUACAAAAUAAUCAAAUCACCAGAUUCCCAAGAAAUGCAUUCUCAUCAUUCACACGACUCAGUUUAUUGGAAAUGAGUGGUAAUAGAGACUUGUUCAUGCCAUCAGAUGCAUUUAAUGGACUUUCAUUCCUCUUCAUCCUUCAAAUGGCCAACUGCGGUAUCAAUAAUUUGAAUCAUCGCUGGUUCGAUGACUUGAGAGACUUGACAUUCCUCGAAAUUGAUUCAAAUGGAAUCACAGAGCUUCCAGUAGAAAUCUUCAAUUUGCCAUCACUUGAACAUCUUGGAUUUGCCUUUAACCGCGUUUCAAGAUUAGAUUUGAGAUCAUUUGGAGGACAUGCUGGUGAAUUUGUUCAUAUCGAUGCUGAAAAUAAUCAAAUUAAUGCAAUUGAUCGUCAAUUCUUUGUAAAUGCUCGUAACUUGGACACAUUCUUAUUGGCUGGAAAUGUUUGUAAUAACAAUAAUUUCAUUGAUGUCCGUCAAAAUAGAGACAAUGUUAUGCAAAUUUUGGAGCCAUGCUUCAACAACUUCAACGCUACAGCUUAAAUGAUAUGAUUGAGGAAAAUUUAGAUUAAGAAUUUUUGAGUUUUUAAAUAAAAGUGUUUAAUUUUUAAAAAUUG
Messenger RNA from Chironomus riparius, 4472 nucleotides. Lineage: Eukaryota; Metazoa; Arthropoda; Insecta; Diptera; Chironomidae. The record is from the annotation of a GenBank genome assembly.